UCCUAAUUGAACCUAAGACUCCACGUAAACCUGCGCAGACAUGACCACACCCAGACGCGUCCCUUUGACUUAGGACAUCGACGGUGAACCAUGCUGCAUCUACUUUAACCCCACUCUUUACCGGCAAGUUCCGACCUUUGAACCGCAAGAGGGCGAUAUCAUACAGGUGUCGUAUCCAAGAUCCGGGACACACUGGGUGUUGCAAAUCAUCCAGCUUAUCUUGUCCAGAGGGGAGUCGGUGAAAACGUACAACGAAUCCUUUGAGAAUGCGCCUUUCCUCGAAGUCAUAGAAGUCAAGUCGACGUCAUCCCCCAGAUUGCUUCGGACCCAUUACUCUAUCAGCAAACUUCGCCUCAGCCCUAAAGCAAAGUACAUUUACGUGGCACGGAACCCCUGGGAUUGCUGCGUGUCCAACUACCAUCUGGUACGAGAAUGUACCCGCAUAAAUUUCACAGACGGGACAUUCGACGACUUUCUAGACGCUUUUCUAGAAGCAAAGGUCGGUUUUGGCGUCUACUUUGAGCAUAUUCUUUCUGGCUACAACCGCAGAGAAGACCCAAACGUGUUUUUCAUCACGUAUGAAGAACUCCAGAGAAACAAACAAAAAGUUGUCCUCCGGUUGGCCGACUUUUUAGGCGGAGAACACAAGAGAGUGCUCGAAGAAAAUGGGGACGUGUUUCAGCAGGUCCUGGAGAAGAGCACCGUGGAGUUUAUGAAGAAUGUCCUGACGAUAAACCCGAAAGAACUCACCGAGUGUAUCACAAACAACUCGCCACGUGUUCAACCGGCCCAGGACGUCAGCAACCAGCAGUCUUGCCAACCGACUGAAAUUAAUAUCAUCCGCAAGGGAGUGGUGGGAGAUUGGAAGCAGCAUUUCAGCCGUAAAAACAUCGAGAAGAUGCAGGCUGCCAUCAAAGAACGAACGAAGGGUUCGGAUAUUAUGAAGCUUUGGCAGUGUGACUGAGGCCCUACGGUGCUUACGAAUACUCCUACUUCUAUGCAAUUAAAAUAUUUCUUUUUCAGAAUCGUACGAGAA
Molecule: messenger RNA, 1036 nt
Organism: Ixodes scapularis (black-legged tick)
Lineage: Eukaryota; Metazoa; Arthropoda; Arachnida; Ixodida; Ixodidae
Product: sulfotransferase ssu-1
Exons: 2
Biological process (GO): sulfation
Cellular component (GO): cytoplasm
Molecular function (GO): sulfotransferase activity
Source: RefSeq, a predicted model, not a curated record